GCCCAAGAGUUGACCUUCCUGUUCUCCUCCCCUUUCCCUUUGUAGACAUGACCCACGUACACUCCAAAACUCCACACUCCCCCUUUCCUUUCCAAUUCCACCACAGUGUUGCAGGUUUCACCUUUUAAAACUACCUUUACACCAUUCUUGCUAUAUAUAUAUCAUCCCUCAUCUUCUUCCUGAUUCGCUCGCCUCUUAGCUAGUUCCUUCAUCAUAACUUUUAAAUUCGUUUCUUCCCAACUUCCUUCACUCGUUUCAAUUCCCCAAAUAGAUAUCAAAGAUAACACAUUGUAUGAUUAUAGUUUCGCCACUCAAUCUUUCUUUCAUCUAGCUCACUUCAUUAGCCUGGCUAUCUUCAAACUUCCUUCUCCUUAGCUCAACAUUUAUAAAAAUCUCCCAAGUAUGUAACUUCAGAUUUUUUUUUUCUUUUUUUAAAAAGAGAGGAUCGUGAUUCGUUCUGGCUCGUAUUCAAACGAUUGUGUAGCCAUACCUUUAUAAAAGUCGACAAAUUAUGUAAGGUACUUGCCAUUCAACCUACAUCCUACUCAAAGAAAAAAGAAAAAAAAAACUGUAUUUAUAGCAUAUUAUAUAAGCCGAAGGGAAGAGGGCUGGGCCGAGGGAUCGAUAUUUGAAAUGGAAAGUGGGUAUGGGCAAACGCCGCCCGUAUCAGCACCGGCGACGCCUGGAACGCCCGGAGGUCCGCUGUUUACGUCCCUGCGAAUCGACUCUCUGUCGUAUAGUGACCGCAAGUCAAUGCCCCGUUGCAAGUGUCUGCCUGUUGAUGCUCCAUCACUCGGUGCACCUCACUCCUGUUUCACUGAUUUCCCUGCUCCCGACAUCUCUCUCACCCGAAAGUUGGGAGCAGAAUUCGUGGGAACGUUUAUCUUAAUAUUCGCAGCAACAGCAGGACCAAUAGUGAACGAGAAAUACUCAGGAUCGGAGUCAUUAAUCGGAAAUGCAGCAUGUGCAGGGCUAGCCGUGAUGAUAAUAAUACUUUCCACCGGUCAUAUCUCCGGAGCCCAUUUAAACCCAUCUCUCACCAUCGCAUUUGCAGCACUGCGCCAUUUUCCAUGGGCACAGGUCCCUGCUUACAUCUUAGCACAAGUAUCAGCCUCCAUAUGUGCUUCUUUUGCUCUCAAAGGCGUCUUCGAUCCCUAUAUGUCCGGUGGUGUCACCGUCCCUUCUGUCAGCACCGGCCAAGCUUUUGCCCUUGAGUUCCUCAUAACCUUCAAUCUCCUCUUUGUCGUCACAGCUGUUGCUACUGAUACUCGUGCUGUGGGAGAAUUGGCGGGUAUUGCAGUUGGAGCUACUGUUAUGCUCAACAUUCUUGUUGCCGGACCUUCGAGUGGUGCUUCAAUGAACCCAGUGCGUACAUUAGGUCCAGCAGUUGCAGCAGGGAACUACACAGUGAUAUGGAGCAACCACGUGAGGCCCGAAGCUUUCGUCGCUAGAUGCUGCCUGCUCGGGACACAGGGGUACCUUAAUUACUCUCGGGGAAGGUGAGUGUGUGGUGCGAAAUACUACGUAUAUCUUAUAUGGUUUGCUAGCUUGCUUAGACGAGUAAUCAUGUAUGUAUUUUCAAAGUUGUGAUGUGAGAUAUCUGUUUAAUUAAUGACUCUUGAAGAAUAUGUUCGAUAUUUGUGGAGUCCAUAGUUACUUUCAAAGGAGUCCUUGUGAAGAAAGAGCAACAUUGUAACAUAUAUAAUUAUAUAUA
Molecule: messenger RNA, 1714 nt
Organism: Lactuca virosa
Lineage: Eukaryota; Viridiplantae; Streptophyta; Magnoliopsida; Asterales; Asteraceae
Source: the annotation of a GenBank genome assembly